AUGGAGGCGAGUAUAACUAAACUUAAUGAUGAUUUAAAAUUUGCUUUGAAUGGAUUCAGGGAGGAGAUAUGCACCCUUCGUGCUGAACAUGAGCGUCUAAAGCAUCAAACUGCUGAUAUAUCCCGUGAUGUCUCAGAAUUAAAAGCAUCCAUGCAAUUUCUUUCCGGGGAACAAGACGAUUUCAAAAAAAAAGUGGAUGGCACAAUACGUCAAUCUACCAAACAAUCCGGCCUAACCAUUAGCAACUUGGAAACUAAAGUCGAUUACCUAGAGCAACAAGCCAGACAAAGUAACAUCGAAAUCUGUAACAUUCCUGAAACUCGCAGUGAAAACUUGUUAAACAUAAUGGGAUCGAUUAGUAUGGCUAUUAACUUUCCAAUUUCUCAGAAAGAUAUCCUGUCAAUCCAUGGAGUUCCCCAUGCUCACCGUCAAACAAAUAAGCCCUAG
This is a messenger RNA of Parnassius apollo (apollo), 447 nucleotides long. The record is from the annotation of a GenBank genome assembly. NCBI's taxonomy places the organism in Eukaryota, Metazoa, Arthropoda, Insecta, Lepidoptera, Papilionidae.